AUGUCUCACCAAGACGAUUUGGCCUACGGUGGCUACUAUCAGUCCGAACGUGGGUCCGGCGACGGAUCUCGCGGCUUCGGCGACACCUUCAAGAAGCUCCGCGAUACAUACAAAACACACCAGAGCUCUUCGCAGUCCGGUCAGAGCCAGACAUACAACCCAAGUGGCUACCAGGGACAAGGUUACCCGACUCAGAGUGAAUCCUCACAAUACGGAUAUAGCCAGGGACACAGUGGACAGCAGCAGCAGCAGCAACAACAACACAGCUAUGGAAAUCCUCCCAAGGAAGACAAGCUAAGUGGAUUCCUCGGCAAGAUCCAAGGCACCGUGGCCGAGUAUGGAAACGAGUUCGCGCAGAAGUUGGGCAACACGAUCGACCCCAAAGCCUACGCCGAGUACGGCCCCACCAAAACCACCGAGAAUCGCUUCGGUAGUUUCGCGCCUCCCCGACAGCAUAACGAUGCCAAAUGGUACGUCGAUGGUUGCUCCUAUUUUUGGGCUGUGUCGCGCGCGCUGGAGAAUGCGCGCGAGUCAAUCUGGAUUCUGGACUGGUGGCUAUCCCCCGAACUAUAUCUCCGCAGACCCCCAGCGAAAAAUGAGCAAUACCGGCUGGACCGAAUGCUGCAGGCUGCAGCUCAGCGCGGUGUUCGCGUUAAUGUGAUUGUUUACAAGGAAGUCACCCAGGCGCUCACCCUAUCUUCUUCUCACACCAAGCAUGCUCUGGAGGACUUGCACCCCAAUAUUGCGGUCUUCCGUCAUCCUGAUCAUCUUCCGGAUCGUCAGGAGCUCGCGGCUUCGAUCGCAUCUUCUUUCCAGAAUAUGUCUCUGGACUCAGCCAGCCUUAGUAAGAUGUCCAAGGACACCAUCAAAGGUCUUUACGGCAUGAACGACGACGUGAUCUUAUACUGGGCUCACCACGAGAAGCUUUGCCUGAUCGAUGGCCAAACUGCCUUUAUGGGUGGAUUGGACAUGUGCUUCGGCCGUUGGGAUACCCAUCAACAUUCCAUCUCCGAUCUACAUCCCUCAGAUGUCAACCAGACUGUCUUCCCUGGCCAGGACUACAACAACUCCCGUGUCCUUGAUUUCGAAGAUGUUGUUCACUGGGAGAAGAACCAGCUGGAUAGAAAGUCCAUGUCCCGAAUGGGAUGGUCUGAUAUUUCCGUCAGUCUUCACGGUGCGGCUGUUGAAGAUCUACGUCGUCACUUCGUAGAGCGAUGGAACUUCAUUUACGAUGCGAAAUACAAGGUUCGAAGUGACGCAAGGUACGCAAGACUGUCGUUGCAUGGGCGUCCUACCUCGUCUACUGGCCAGCAACAGCCUGGCCAACAGCAACAGAGCCAAAAUCCGUAUCCCUCGGGUCAGUCAAGCCCACAAUUUCAGCAGUCACAGACACCAUCCUGGCAGCAGCAAUCUACUUCAAAGCCCAGUGGAACUACCUCUACAUACCCACCGCCACCGGCCGAGGGGACUUCGAGUCCUUACCAACAGAGUCAGCCCCAGCAUGAACAACAACAACCUCAUGCUCCAUACCAGCCAUACCAGCCCGGGAACACCUCGAGUUACUCACCAUCGCCGGUCCAGGGCACGAAUCAGUACUCCGAGAACACUCCUCAUUCCCCGAGUCAAGGAGCAUCGCAAUACUCCUACUCUGGAAAUUCAUUCCCACCUCCCCCUCCUGGUCCUCCCCCACCACAGAGCACUAAGCCCAGCUAUCAGAGCUAUCAGGGCCAGGGUCAGCACCAAGAACAAACCCAAUACUACCCACCUCCCCCAACCCAGGCUUCCACUAGCACCCAACAAGGUCAAAGCCAAAGCCAAACGCCAUAUUAUCCCCCUCCCCCGGGUCAGGAUUUAUCUCACUCCAACACGCGCGGAAUCGAUGAUUACCAGCAUUCAGGCGAUCGCGAACGAGGGUCCUUGGCUCCCCGCCGCUUCGAAGAGAAAUUCACUCAAUAUGGCAACUCCCUUCGUGGUCAGCUUGCCGGGCAAAUCCACCAAUAUCAAGACAAACUGACCACAUAUGGACGUCCCACACAAAACCGUGGAAAUAUGUCCUGUCAGAUUGUGCGCAGCUGUGCGAAGUGGAGUAACGGUAGCCCGCUUGAGCAUUCCAUUGCGGACGCAUACUGUGCCAUCAUCCGUAACAGUGAGCACUUUGUCUACAUUGAGAACCAGUUCUUCAUCACUUCAACUGGUGAAUCUCAGCAUCCAGUGAAGAACAAGAUUGGAGCUGCCAUUGUUGAGCGCAUUCUGCGUGCUGCCAGGGCUGGACAGAAAUACAAGAUCGUUGUGGUCAUUCCUUCCGUCCCGUGCUUUGCCGGCGACUUGCGUGAUGAUGAGACUCUUGGCACACGCGCGAUCAUGGAGUUCCAGUAUAAUUCCAUCAAUCGUGGCGGCCACAGUAUCAUGGAACUGAUUGCCAAGGAAGGGUUCAACCCGAUGGAAUACAUCCGCUUCUAUAACCUUCGCAACUAUGAUCGUAUCAACAACGGUAAUGUCGUGGCUGCGGCUGAGCAGCAAAGCGGUGUCAACUAUGAGCAUGCCCAGAGACAGUACGACGUCAAUACUGCUGGUCCUGGUGGAUAUGCCCCGAGCACCACUCGGAGUGCGUUCGACACCAGCGCGCCGUUCCAGCAGUAUCAGCAAGCAGCCCAUCAAGUUCAAGGAAGUUCCUCUUCCAACCGCUGGGAUAGCGUCAGCGAGUGCUACAUGCUCAAUGGAGAGGAUAUUCGUAAAGUGCCUUGGGAUGGUCACCCGGAUGCUGAAAUUGAUGCAUUCGUCAGUGAAGAGCUUUAUGUUCACUCAAAGGAACAGGUGAUGAUCGCCGACGACCGGGUUGUCGUCUGCGGAUCCGCAAACCUGAACGACCGUUCCCAGCUCGGUGACCACGACUCUGAGAUCGCUGUCAUCAUCGAGGAUUUCACGCCUGUGGCUUCCAGUAUGAAUGGCAAGCCAUGGACUGCCAGUCGUUUCGCUGCAUCCCUUCGUCGCGAGCUGUUCCGCAAGCAUCUGGGUCUCUUGCCUCCUCAAGACUACCAGCGCCCAGAUGCAAACUUCGAGCCGGUGGGAGUUCCCAACCAAUUCGACUUCGAAUGUCCCGAGAGCAAGGUGGUCGCCGAUCCCUUGGCCGAUACCGUUCAGAGUCUGUGGAACACACGCGCACACACCAACAGUGAAGUUUUCCGCAAGGUUUUCCACGCCGUGCCAGAUGAUACGGUGCGGAACUGGGCUACGUACAAGGAGUUCUAUGAGUACUACUUCCACAAAGCUGACAAGGAGGCCGAGGGUCGGGAAGGAUUUGGCCGGCCGGCACGAUUCCAGUGGGGCCACGUGGUUCGCGACGACUUCGCGCCUGGUGCGGAGGGAGCGAAGCAGGUCAAAGAACUUCUCAGCCAGGUCAAGGGUACUCUAGUUGAGAUGCCUUUGAUGUUCUUGAUUGAGGAGGAUAUCGCGAAGGAAGGAUUGGCUCUCAAUGACUUGACCGAGCCGCUCUAUACCUAA
Messenger RNA from Penicillium nucicola, 3501 nucleotides. It is a transcript of the gene pld2, whose product is annotated as putative phospholipase D (PLD). NCBI's taxonomy places the organism in Eukaryota, Fungi, Ascomycota, Eurotiomycetes, Eurotiales, Aspergillaceae. Gene Ontology annotation, biological process: cell motility. The record is from RefSeq and is a predicted model, not a curated record. Gene Ontology annotation, molecular function: catalytic activity. The transcript is spliced from 6 exons. The coding region runs from base 1 to 3501 and encodes 1166 amino acids.